CGCGCGGGCCAUGUCUGCCUUCUGCCUGGGCUUGGCCGGCCGCACUUCAGCACCCGGCGAGCCGGACAGCGCCUGCUGCAUGGAGCUCCCGCCCGCGGCCGGGGACGCACUCGGGAGUGCCGCCGCCGCCGCCGCCGCCGCCGCCCUGGUCUCCUUCCCCGGGGGCCCCGGGGAGCUGGAACUGGCAUUAGAGGAGGAGUUGGCGCUGCUGGCAGCCGGGGAGCGGCCGUGCGACCACGGCGAGCAUCCUCAGGCUGAGCCCGGGCCUCCGGCCGAGGGGGACGACCCACAGUCGCCACCCGCCCCGGAUCCCGAACUGCUGUCGGUGAUCCGGCAGAAGGAGAAGGAUCUAGUGCUGGCGGCUCGGCUGGGCAAGGCGCUGCUCGAGCGGAACCAGGACAUGAGCCGGCAGUACGAGCAGAUGCACAAGGAGCUGACCGACAAGUUGGAGCACUUAGAACAAGAGAAACAUGAGCUAAGACGACGGUUUGAAAACCGAGAAGGGGAGUGGGAAGGGCGAGUGUCGGAGCUGGAGAGUGACGUGAAGCAGCUUCAGGAUGAGUUGGAGAGGCAGCAUGUGCACCUGCGGGAAGCUGAUCGAGAGAAAACCCGGGCAGUGCAGGAACUGUCGGAACAGAACCAAAGGUUACUGGAUCAACUCAGCAGGGCAUCAGAAGUCGAGAGACAACUGUCCAUGCAAGUCCAUGCUCUCCGAGAAGACUUCCGGGAGAAGAACUCGUCAACCAACCAGCACAUCAUUCGGCUUGAGAGCCUGCAGGCUGAGAUCAAGAUGCUGUCAGAUGGGAAACGGGAGCUGGAGCAUCGGCUCAGCAGCACCUUGGAGGAGAAUGAUCUGCUCCAGGGGACUGUGGAGGAGCUGCAGGACCGCGUGCUGAUCCUGGAGAGGCAGAGCCACGACAAAGACCUACAGCUGCAUCAAAGCCAGCUGGAGCUUCAGGAGGUGCGGCUCUCCUACCGGCAGCUGCACAUGAAGGUGGAGGAGCUGACCGAGGAGAGGAGUCUGCAGAGCUCUGCGGCCACCAGCACCUCCCUCCUGUCGGAGAUAGAGCAGAGCAUGGAGGCCGAAGAGCUGGAACAGGAACGCGAACAGCUGAGGCUGCAGCUCUGGGAAGCCUACUGCCAGGUUCGAUACCUCUGCUCACACCUUCGAGGAAACGACAGUGCCGACUCGGCGGUGUCCACAGACUCCUCAAUGGAUGAGUCUUCAGAAACCUCGUCCGCCAAGGACGUGCCAGCCGGUAGCUUGCGCACUGCCCUCAGCGAGCUCAAGAGACUGAUCCAGAGCAUCGUGGAUGGCAUGGAGCCCACGGUGACGCUGCUGAGUGUGGAGAUGACUGCACUGAAAGAGGAGAGAGACCGGCUCCGGGUGACCUCCGAUGACAAGGAGCCAAAGGAGCAGCUUCAGAAGGCCAUCAGGGACCGGGACGAGGCCAUUGCCAAGAAGAAUGCUGUGGAGCUAGAACUCGCCAAGUGCCGGAUGGACCUGAUGGCACUCAACAGCCAGCUACUGGAUGCCAUUCAACAGAAGCUCAGCCUCUCACAGCAGCUAGAGGCCUGGCAGGACGACAUGCACAGGGUCAUCGACCGGCAGCUGAAGGACAAGCACCUGAAGGAGCGGAGUCAGCCAGCCUCUUCCUUCUCCAGGGGCAAUGUGGGGCACAGGGACCAGCCCAGCACCACCGAGGGCAAACGGCUCUUCUCUUUCUUCAGGAGGAUUUAAGUCGGAGGAGCC
Chrysochloris asiatica (Cape golden mole) is the source of this 1753-nucleotide messenger RNA. It is a transcript of the gene BICDL1, whose product is annotated as coiled-coil domain containing 64. The transcript is spliced from 9 exons. Gene Ontology annotation, biological process: vesicle transport along microtubule; Golgi to secretory granule transport. Bases 11 to 1741 code for a protein of 576 amino acids. NCBI's taxonomy places the organism in Eukaryota, Metazoa, Chordata, Mammalia, Afrosoricida, Chrysochloridae. The record is from RefSeq and is a predicted model, not a curated record.